This is a messenger RNA of Trichomonas vaginalis G3, 1061 nucleotides long. Its product is annotated as organellar and viral DNA polymerase type B. The record is from RefSeq and is a predicted model, not a curated record. The transcript has a single exon. The annotation marks the transcript as partial. Lineage: Eukaryota; Parabasalia; Trichomonadida; Trichomonadidae.
AUGUAUCGGAAGUUGUCUAAGUUAGAACACUCGGAAAUAAAACAACUUCUUACAGAAGCUAAUAUAGAUGUUGCAAAGCAUUACGCAACAAACAAAAAAGCACUCGCUGACUUCAUUAAAGACUAUAAUGGUGCAAUAAGUUAUGAUAGAAUUCAUGAGUUCAUAAAGCCGCAACGCGGCGAGGACGAAGUCCAUGCAAGAGCAUUUCCUUUAAAUGACGUUGCUAUUGACUUAUAUCAUAGACGUUCAGUACCUCAUGAAGUAAGAAGAGAAAUGUUUGACAUAACAAAUGCAAACGUUGGUGAAACAAGAAGAAGAGACGACACACUGAAACAACAGAGAAGAGAGAUGUUUAAAAGUGCUAUAGAACAAGUUCGCAAAGCUAACGAUGUCAUUCGUUCCAUUGACGACAAACCAAAAGAAGGUGAGAGAUGGUUAAAGAAAGAUGAAGAGAAUAGGAAGAGAAAUGUGAAGUCAGGCAAUAGACUCAUUGACUUUAACAUCGAAGCUUUAGAUGAACCAAACAGAGACUACUUACACAAACAUUUCGGUAAGGUUUUCAUGAGACUCUUAGAGAAGAUUAAAAUAAACUCCCAACAGAGAUGGAUGGUAUGUUAUAAACUUGGUGGAAAGUAUGAAUGUUCUACGUUAAACCUCAAUAAUAUUGGAACAUUACUACAUCAGCUCUUGAAGGAGAACUUUAUAUCAGAGAUAGAAGCAAAUGCUGCAGGUAUUGUUGAAAUGCACUAUGACUUCUUCUUGACAAACAUAAAGAAUCUUACUGAAAUAAAGAUGUAUGAUUUAACAGAAUAUGAAGGCUUAACGAUGUCAGAUGUAAAGAAAGGCAAACCAAAAAAGAGACCAUAUAGAGAUGAAAGCACACUGACAAAUGACCAGAAAGCCAUUUUGGAAGCUCUUAAGCAAACAGGAAACCCAGCACUUAUAGAAAGCUUUUGGAAAGAUAAUGGUGAAAAGAAGUUUUAUAAGAAGAGAAGCGGUCAGUUCUGGAAGUAUCUUUGCACAUUACCUAUAAAUCUUGAACGCUACCAAAUCUUCAAUGA